Molecule: messenger RNA, 593 nt
Organism: Camelus dromedarius (Arabian camel)
Lineage: Eukaryota; Metazoa; Chordata; Mammalia; Artiodactyla; Camelidae
Product: gamma-crystallin B
Exons: 3
Coding region: 1-528 (175 amino acids)
Biological process (GO): visual perception; lens development in camera-type eye
Molecular function (GO): structural constituent of eye lens
Source: RefSeq, a predicted model, not a curated record
AUGGGAAAGAUCACCUUCUACGAGGACCGGGGCUUCCAGGGCCGCCACUACGAGUGCAGCAGCGACCACGCCAACCUGCAGCCCUACUUCAGCCGCUGCAACUCCAUCCGCGUGGACAGCGGCUGCUGGAUGAUCUACGAGCGCCCCAACUUCCAGGGCCACCAGUACUUCCUGCGGCGCGGGGACUACUCCGACUACCAGCAGUGGAUGGGCUUCAACGACUCCAUCCGCUCCUGUCGCCUCAUCCCCCAACACUCCGGCACUUACAGAAUGAGGAUCUACGAGAGAGAUGACUUCAGAGGACAAAUGUCAGAGAUCACGGACGAUUGUCUCUCUGUUCAGGACCGCUUCCACCUCAAUGAAAUCCACUCCCUCAAUGUGCUGGAGGGCUCCUGGGUCCUUUAUGAGAUGCCCAGCUACCGGGGAAGGCAGUAUCUGCUGAGGCCCGGGGAGUACAGGAGAUAUCUUGACUGGGGGGCAAUGAAUGCCAAAGUUGGCUCUUUAAGACGAGCGAUGGAUUUUUACUGAAGUAUUUACACUCUCCACUUUCCUCCUUUAGCAUUUAAUUAAAGAUUUAGCUUGUGUUUCUGGCA